AUGAGUCAUAAAGGCCAAGUAUGGAUAAAUCUUCCACGGUUCACUGAAGAGUAUAGUAAAGGGGUCGGAAAUUUUGUCAAAAAUGCCAUGGUUAAGUAUGCAGUCGACGAUGAAUUAAAGUGUCCAUGUAGUAGAUGCAAGAGUAAGCACUGGUGGGGUCCUGAAGAUGUCUAUAAUCACCUUAUCUGCAAAGGUCCUUCACUGGAGAUUGCAGAUUGGGUGUAUGAUGUCUCAAAUAUGAAUGGUGGUAGUAGUUUGGUGGAUUCUGAAGCAAAUAUGGGGUUUGACGAUGAUUUGGAAGGGAUGUUGAAUAUUACUUAUGCCAACAGGGGACCGAAUGCAGAUGCAAGGAAAUUCUAUCGCCUAGUUGAAGAUGGCAAAAAGCCCUUGUAUCCUGGUUCCAAAAAACAUUCUCGGCUAAGUUUUUUGGUUAGGAUUUACCACUGGAAAUGUCUUAGUGGAGUAACAGAGUCUGGUUUUAGUGGAUUAUUAGAAAUAUUAAAAGAGGCAUUUCCUGAAAUUGAGGUACCUAGUUCUUUUUUUGCUGCUAAGAAAGUUAUUAGGGAUUUAGGUCUAAACUACGAGAAAAUACAUGCAUGUCCAAAUGACUGCAUGAUUUACUGGGGUAAAAAUAAGGAUUUAGUUUCUUGUACAAGCUGUGGUGUCUCAAGGUGGAGUGAUAAGCAAGAAGAAAAUAAAAAGAACGAAAUUCCAGCAAAAGUUAUGAGAUAUUUUCCUUUAAAACCAAGGCUGCAGCGACUGUACAUGUGUGAAGAAAUCUCAAAGCUAAUGUUGUGGCAUGCAGUAGAUCGAAAGAAAGACGGAAAAUUGCGGCAUCCGGCAGAUGGUAUAUCUUGGAAGACGAUGGAUGCUAAAUAUCCAAUGUUUUCAUCCGAAAAUCGUAAUGUCAGAUUAGGUUUAGCUUCCGACGGGUUCAAUCCCUUCCGUACAAUGAGCCUUAGUCAUAGCACGUGGCCAAUUAUCCUAGUCAACUAUAACCUGCCUCCAUGGCUCAACAUGAAACCUGAAAAUCUAAUUUUGUCCACACUUAUACCAGGUCCCAAUGAUCCCGGAAAUAAUAUUGAUGUUUAUAUGCAACCUUUGAUUGAGGAGUUGAAAGAGUUAUGGGAUGUAGGUGUAGAAACUUACGACGCUUCGAGGAAUCAGAAUUUUAUGCUAAGGGCAUCAGUUUUGUGGACGAUCAGCGAUUUUCCCGGUUAUGGCAUGUUGUCAGGUUGGAGUACUAAGGGGUACCUUGCAUGUCCUAUCUGUAGUUACGAGACAUCGUCGAUGUAUUUGAAGAAUAGCAGAAAAAUGUGCUAUAUGAAUCAUCGACGAUUCUUGGAUUCAAAUCAUAAAUGGAGGUCAGACAAAAGGCGGUUUAAUGGUCAAGUUGAGGUUGGCCAAGCCCCACCAGUUAUAUCAGGAAGCAUGAUCAAGAAGUUGUUGGCAGAAUCUAUGUGA
Messenger RNA from Daucus carota subsp. sativus, 1464 nucleotides. RefSeq lists its product as uncharacterized. The record is from RefSeq and is a predicted model, not a curated record. The transcript is spliced from 2 exons. The coding region runs from base 1 to 1464 and encodes 487 amino acids. NCBI's taxonomy places the organism in Eukaryota, Viridiplantae, Streptophyta, Magnoliopsida, Apiales, Apiaceae.